Messenger RNA from Paraglomus brasilianum, 885 nucleotides. The record is from the annotation of a GenBank genome assembly. NCBI's taxonomy places the organism in Eukaryota, Fungi, Glomeromycota, Glomeromycetes, Paraglomerales, Paraglomeraceae.
AUGGUUCAUUGUAAUGCAAUAAUAAAACACAGAUCAACUAUUUCCCAUUUUAUCGGACCGGUAAUCAAAGACGCGGUGGUUCAAUUGGGUGGAUCGGAGCCAGAAGCUAUGGCAAUGGCGGUGAAAAUAAUCGAAGAGAAUGGAUGUACAAGAGUACAGCGUGGUUGCUUUGGCGCAACGUUGAUGAAGACACCGGAAAAGCUUGCUCAAAUUCUCUAUGCGAUCCAAGAGAAAGGUGUACACAUUCCUGUUACAAUCAAAUGCAGAACUGGUGUUGAUGAAGUAGAUUCGUAUGAAGAUUUGUCUAGAUUUAUUUCCGUUUUGUCGAAGACAGAUAUAGUUAGACAUAUUAUAAUACACGCGAGAAAAUGUUGGAUUAACGGUAUUUCUCCAAAGAAGAAUCGGCAAAUUCCUCCGUUGGAUUAUUCGCGAGUUCGUCGGAUAGCAGAGGAAUUUCCUCACAUAAAUUUCUCCAUCAACGGAGGAAUCGAUAGCAUUGAAAGUAUUAACGAGCAUUUGAAUAAUGUAGACGGAGUUAUGAUAGGAAGAAAGGUCAUAAAAGAUCCGUUGUUUCUUUCCGAUAUUGAGCAAGAGUUGUAUGGCACACAACCUAAACCGUUCUCAACAGUCAUAAGUGAAUAUCUCGCAUAUGCAACUGAACAAUCCAACCUAUCACUGCCAUUUAAACCAUCUCUCAAUAUUCUCCUUAAACCCAUAUACAAUCUCAUAAAAGGAACAAAGGGAAAAAGAUAUAGAACACUUUUGCAAGAAAAGUGCAGGAAAUGUCGUAGUAAGGAAAGGACUUUCAAUGGAGAACUGUUUAACAAUAUCGUGGCGGAGAGUUUGACAGAAAUAUUAGGCAGCGACUGGACAAUGCGGAGAUGA